AUGUCCAACUUCAAGAUCACCGAGGCCAUGGCCAACGAUGUCUUUGGCGAUCAAGCCAUUGUGUUUGACGCCGCCGCCGCCGCCGCCGCCGCCAGCCCCGUCCCUCCCGCCAACCCCGUCGUCCCCGCCGCUGACGACAUCUUCUUCGACCCCCCCUUCUUCGCUGCUGGCCUCGAGGACUACGACCUCGUCUUUCCCGCCAACCCCGCCCCUCUCGCUGGUGCCUCGCCCGUCCCUGCCUUUGCCGCCGACGACGGCCAUUUCGCCGCCGCCUUUUUCGCUGGUCGCCCCGAGGAAGACCCCGCCUUGGUCUUUCCUGCCCGCCCCGCUCCUCUCGCUGCCGUCCCUGCCGUCCCUGCCGCCGCCCCCGCUGCCUCCGUCCCCGUCGCUGCCGUUGACAACAGCUCGUUUCCCGCCGACAACGGCUUAUUCCCCGCCGACGUUGCCAAUCCCGCCAUGUCUGACAACGAAUUCAAUGUCGACAUGGGUAAUAUCGCCGGUAACGUUGGUGGGAACGACGGCGAUAACCUUUUCGGUUUUGGGAUGGGGGAGGCCGUGGACGGCGGCAACAACAACAAUAACGAUGGCUGGGCCUACCUCUACGAGGGCAACGGCUCGGUUAACAACGACGGCUCCUUGAACGUGAACGUCCAGAUGCCCGAAAACCUUCUGGACGCUCUGGUCAACGAAGUCCCGGUUGCCGGCACCCCCGCCCCAGGCCCCAACCAAGCGGACAAUCUGGGUCCGCGCCUUCAGGCCGGGGAGGGAUAUGCUCAGGGUGGUAUGGAGGCCCCGCAGCCUGCUGUGCCUUCGCCGGUGAUGCUGCAGCCGGAGCCGGUUGCAGCCCCUGUGCAGCAGGGAGUACCGUAUCCACAGGCGGUACAGCCCCAGAUGCCGCCUGCCUCCCGCCCCCUGCCCCGGUUCCCUGCUCCCCGCCCCGUGUCCUGGCUCCAUGUCCCCCGCCCCGUGUCCUGGCCCCCUGUCCCCCGCCCCCUGCCCCGGUUCCCUGCCCCGCUCCAGGUCCCGGACCCGAUCCUGGCCCCGCUGCAGCAACAGCAGUACCAGCAGCAACAGCACCACCAGCACCACCAGCAGCAGCACCAGCAACAACAAGGGCAGCAGCAGCAGCACCAGCAACAACAACAACAAGGGCAGCAGCAGCAGCACCAGCAACAACAACAACAACAAGGGCAGCAGCAGCAGCAGCAGCAGCAACACCAGGUGUACCAGCCCUGGAAGUUUGCCAAGAAGGUCGAGCCCAAGACCUUCUCUCUCGAAGUCGCGGCCGGUCCCAUCCAGGGCACCAAUGUCUCGCUGGCAGAGCAGCUGAGGCAGCAUGUCCGGGAGCGGGAGGCCUUUGACAACGACCCUCUCCGCCAGGGCCAGGCCGGGGGGCAGCCCUCACAACCUCUGCCCGUCCCCCAGGGCUCCGCUGCUCCCGCUGCACCCGCUCCUCCUAACGCCGACGCUCCACCGGUCAAGCGCGGCCCUGGCCGUCCCAAGGGCGCCAAGAACAAAAACCCUAGGCCCAGGGAUCCCGCUGCUCCCGCUGCUGCUGCUGCUGCUGCUGCUACUCCUCCUCCUCCUGACGCCAACGCUCCACCUGCCAGGCGCGGCCCCGGCCGUCCCAAGGGCGCCAAGAACAAAAACCCCAGGCCCAGGGAUCCCCUCCACAGGGUGCGCGACGAUGGUGGCUCGCGGGUAGCCAAAGCCCGGCCCAGAUCAGCUGCCAAUGGGGAGCAGAUACUGGCUGCGGCUGCGGCGGCGGCGGCGGCGGCGAACGAGGGGGGGCAGCGGCCGGUGGAGGGCAUGGAUGUGGAUGUUCCGCCGGGAGGAGGUGCUGCUGCGAAUGUGCUGGGGCAGCCACCAGGACAAGGAGGUAACAUGUAUGGUGUGCAUGCUGCCUGGGGGGGUAAUGCUCAGCUAGGAGGGCACGUUGACGUGGAGGAGAUUAUUGGGCAGAUGAGAGCGAAUGGUACAUUCACAGACCGUCAGGAAAUGGCUCUGAGAGCUUUAUACGAUAGGGGUAUGUAA
This is a messenger RNA of Neurospora crassa OR74A, 2034 nucleotides long. RefSeq lists its product as hypothetical. Gene Ontology annotation, cellular component: RNA polymerase II, holoenzyme. NCBI's taxonomy places the organism in Eukaryota, Fungi, Ascomycota, Sordariomycetes, Sordariales, Sordariaceae. The record is from RefSeq and is a predicted model, not a curated record. The coding region runs from base 1 to 2034 and encodes 677 amino acids. Gene Ontology annotation, molecular function: RNA polymerase II complex binding. The transcript has 2 exons. Gene Ontology annotation, biological process: mRNA 3'-end processing.